Messenger RNA from Babjeviella inositovora NRRL Y-12698, 1371 nucleotides. RefSeq lists its product as uncharacterized. The record is from RefSeq and is a predicted model, not a curated record. The transcript has a single exon. Lineage: Eukaryota; Fungi; Ascomycota; Pichiomycetes; Serinales. The coding region runs from base 1 to 1164 and encodes 387 amino acids.
AUGUCUAUUAUGUUGGUCCGCAAGUGCAUUACCGCUCCUGUCGCUAGAGCGUUCUCCACUUCCAGAGGGUGCUUGAAUGAAGCGUUUGAUGAGUCUGCCCAGGGCUUGAACCACUUUGUGGAGUACUUGCAGACGCCGCCGAGAUUGAGAACGUUGUUGUACGACCCUGCAAAGGCCGAGAGAGUUAUGAGAUUGAGAAUUCCAAACCCAAAGUUCAAUGCCUUGACCGGUGCUGAGAAGCGCAAGCUCUCGGAUGAGGAGUACUACUUCCAGCCUAGAAACAAGGGUGAGCACUUCCCGCCACGUGAGCUUGAGUUGAACCGCAUUCUCGAAGCAUCUUUCCCUUCUGCCGAGAGCUUGGCUGAGAAUUUGCCUAAGGUCAAGGCGUUGAUUGUGGACAUUAACUCGGGGUACCAGGAGUACCUCACGACCAACCACUUGAUCAACUUGUUGUCGAAGUUUGCUGAGCUCAACCAGGUCCCACAGGGCUUGGACUUUACGGAGAAGAAGAAUAAGUACUUUUUGCGCCCAUUGAUUGCGGAAGAGAAGUGGAUCACCCGCGACUUAGCCGCCACCAAGCCUAAGUUUGCGCUCUUGGCAUCCAGAAUCGAGAUACAGAGGUUGCAGCUCUUCACCAACUUGUUGAGAUUCCACUACUACGCACAGAACCCGGCUGGUGAGAAUGUGGUUCAGGAAAUCACCAAGGCUGAGACCUUGCACAAGGAGUUUACCGAGUACAACUUUGGCACCGACCCGACCGCCGCAGAGGACGCGGAGUUGACCUUGUUCAAUUCCUUGUUGAAGUACGCCAUUGCCGCACAGGCCCAGGUGCCAGCAGCGAUCUUGCAGCAGCUCAGCACCGAGAUCGUCGCGCAUGCCGCAGUCUCCCAGGACAGAUUGGCCGCCGUGAUCGCCAACGCGCAGGACGCCAAGUUUCCUCACAGCAUUGGCACCGGUUUGCUUGCCAUCAAGGUCUUUCAGGAUACAUUGGCGCAGCACGGUGAUGCAGCGUUGACCGCAUUGAAUGCGGAGGUGUUGGUGCCGUACUUGCAGAAGCUGUCUGUCGCGCACGCCGAGGAACUCAGUGCUGUCGUGGAUUUGUUCGAAAACAAGUUCAAGUUUGCCGCCGAAUCCGAAGCUGAGGUUGAAACCAAAGACAAAUAAGUGUAUAAAGUCCCUGUAUAUAAAUGUUAGAUAUUAGGUGUAGAUGAGUUGCAUUACCCAUACCGGUACUUCAGGUUAUGUAAUGCAAGGUCAUGUACAUAUGUUCUCCCCUGGGAUUGAAGCGCUGUAUACGAUCCAAGGUAAUAUGAAGGAAUGUAACUCCGUUGGCGUCCAAAAGAUAUAGGCGUUUCAUGUAUAAGUUCCUUC